Molecule: messenger RNA, 3371 nt
Organism: Leguminivora glycinivorella
Lineage: Eukaryota; Metazoa; Arthropoda; Insecta; Lepidoptera; Tortricidae
Gene: Rhau
Product: ATP-dependent DNA/RNA helicase DHX36-like
Exons: 12
Coding region: 119-3319 (1066 amino acids)
Cellular component (GO): nucleus; cytoplasm; intracellular anatomical structure
Molecular function (GO): DNA helicase activity; G-quadruplex RNA binding; ATP binding
Source: RefSeq, a predicted model, not a curated record
AAUCAAUGUGAAAUAAAAUUCCAAUUGUACAUUCAUUUAAUAUAUAAAUAUUAAAUAAAACGUAAAGUGCAAUAGCAAUCUGGGUUUCUUUAUUUAGUAUUAUCAAGUUUUAUUAAAAAUGUCGAACAACUGGCAAAGAGGGCGAAAAAAUAAAUCUUGGGGAAACUUUAAAAAACAGAGUUCACAUCCACCACAUUUAAAGGGCAAAGCUAUUGGAUUAUUCUACAGAGAUCAGGCAGCGAAAAGGAAUGGUGAAAAGAAAGAACGCAGGGAUAUCCAUAUGGUACUGAAUAUACCAUCUGCAGUUAUGUAUAGAUUAUCCUCAGACAUACAAGCUAUUGAGGAAUUAGCUCAUAAACAAAAUAUAACCUUAAGGAAAUCUGAAAUGUAUAUUAAAGAAGAACCAAUGUCUGAUAGUAGUUUUGAGUCUGAAAAAAUAGCAAUAAAAUGUGAAGAUAUUGUAAAAGAUGAAUAUGAUAGUCAAGCUGGGCCGUCUUCAUCUAAAGAAAGUUCUUCAGAAGGUAUAUUUAAAACUCCUAAAGCACCUAGUAGAAAACAUCCUCCAGCGGAAUGUUCUGAUUAUAUCCAAGUGAAAACUGAACCAACCGAAGAUUAUGAAAGUUCCACGGAAAGAACUCUUCACUUGAGAGAUCAAUCACAUUAUAAAUAUGGAUAUCAGGAUAUAAUAACAGGCGCAUUUGAUGAAAAAUUAGAUGAGAACCUAGCCAAAGGUAUUCACAUUUGUACUAAUACACAAGAAAAUUAUGACAUGAGUGUUGCAAUGCAUGAAGAAUAUAAAGACAUGGUUACAAGAAACCAGUAUAAAUCUAUGUUGGGUUUCCGUGAGAAACUACCAACCUAUAAGAAGUCAGCAGAGCUUUUAGAACUUAUCAAUAACAACCAGGUGGUUGUGAUCAGCGGUGAAACUGGUUGUGGAAAAUCUACACAGGUACCACAGAUAAUCUUAGACGAUGCCAUACGUAAAAACCAAGGUGCCUACAUUCACAUACUUGUGACACAGCCUAGAAGAAUAGCUGCUUCCUCAUUAGCCAGCAGAGUUGCCCAGGAGAGAGCUGAGAGUCUGGGCAACUCUGUUGGAUAUGCCGUGCGAUUAGAAAAAACAGACGCCAGACCCCGCGGCAGUAUCAUGUACGUGACCACUGGUAUACUCCUGGCGGAUUUAGAAGUGAAUCAGGGCUUGACCAACUACAGCCAUAUCAUACUGGACGAGGCCCAUGAGAGGGACUGCCAUAUGGACUUCUCUAUGUGCAUGUUGAAACUGGUGCUCAGAAAACGCCAGGACCUAAAGCUCAUCCUAAUGAGCGCUACCAUAGAUAGCGACCGACUAUCCGCGUACUUCGACAACUGUCCGACCAUGCACAUAGAGGGUCUCGCGUACCCAGUACAACCUCUAUACUUAGAGGACGUACUCGCCCUAACGGGGUACCAGUUACCCACUGAGAAUAAGAGGAACUCUGGCCCUGCGAAGCGGGGUCGUGGCGGGCAGUGGAAACAGAUGAAAAUCGAGAGGAAUCAGAUGGAGAGAGAUGUGCAAUAUAGGGCUGAAAUUAGUCCUUGGCUGGAAAGUAUAAAAAGAAAAAUAGACAGAAACGUAUACGUCUCACUCCAAGAUUCAAGAAUCGAAGACCUCAACAUCGAUUUAAUACUAGCUCUUCUAACGCACAUAUCCAAAGGCCUGCCUGGCGCUGUACUAGUAUUUCUACCGGGCAUCGGUGACAUAUCCAAGCUAGUAAAAAUGAUGAAUGAUAGCGGAAUGUUCCCCAGUUCACAGUUCGAAAUAUAUCCCCUGCACUCAAAGCUGCCAACAUUAGACCAACACAAGAUAUUCGCAAGGCCUCCUCAGAAUAUUAGGAAGAUAAUAAUAGCGACGAAUAUAGCGGAGACUUCUAUUACUAUAGAUGAUAUUGUGUAUGUUGUGGACUGUGGGAGAAUUAAAAUGACAGGACUGAAUGUGGAAACAAAUGUCUCGACGCUGAAGACGGAUUUUGAGUCUAAAGCUAAUUUGAUGCAAAGACGCGGCCGCGCCGGUCGUUGCCAACCAGGUAUCGCCUACCAUCUUCUAACUUCAUACCGCGCACAAAACAUCCCCGACCGACUGUUACCAGAGUUACAACGAAGCAACUUGCUCGAACCAGUGCUGCAAAUCAAGAAGUUGCGGCUAGGAAACGCGCAGGACGCGUUUAAGUUGGUACCUGGUCCACCUGCGGAGGUUACUGUGGAUAAAGCUGUCAGGCAUUUGCAACAGUUAGGCGCCUUAGACGGAGAGGAACGGUUGACCCCUCUAGGCUGGCACUUAGCUCGAUUGCCAGUACACCCAGCGGCAGGCAAACUGUUGCUAUUUGGCGCACUGUUCGGCUGCGUCGAUCGCGCCGCUUCGGUAGCUGCCGUCUGGGGCUUCAAAGACCCCUUUAUUCUCGUCAUUGGCAAGCAGCAAGAAGUAGACGAUGCAAAGCGCAGUCUAGCCCUCGGCGAGCCGAGUGACCACGUCGCCAUAUCCGAGGCCAUCAUCCAAUGGGAGCGCCUCGACCGCAGAGCCAAAAGCAACUUCGCUUACGACUAUUUCCUAUCAUACAACACUUUACAACUGCUGUCGGAAAUGAAACAGCAACUGUGUGAGAACCUGAGGCAAAUGGGCUUCUUGGCUAGUGCCAAUGUUCGUGGGUCGUGGGAGAAUCGGAAUAAGGAUAACCUGUGUGUGUUCAAGGCCAUUAUGGCGGCUGCGCUGUAUCCGAAUAUUGGGACGGUUAGAUGGACACACUCUCGAAACCCGCAAAAACCACAACGAAUCAAAGUCUCAACACCGGAAGACGGGAAAAUCCAAAUACACCCGAGCAGCGUCAUGAGUUCCAAUUUCAAACCGAACCGAGGGCCUCUGUGCGACAAGCCUGGUGCCAACUGGCUGGUGUAUUGGUUAAAGCAGAAAUCUUCGGAUCUGUUCUUGUUUGAUGUAACCCUAGUGUAUACUCUGCCUUUGUUGUUCUUUGGAGAGCUAGUUGUCAGCAAUGUUGAAGACUCCCCCAACGAGUGCUACAUGUCAGUAUCAACUGUGAAAGUCCGAUGCCAGAAAGAGACAGCAGACGUGCUCUUCAAACUUCGGUCCUUGUUGGACCAGGUCCUCGCCUCCAUGGUGACAGAAAACAGUGAGAGGUCCACGAGGCACAGUCAAUUUGACGAAUUAGUUUUCAAGGCUGUGAUCGAUGUGAUGACUGCAGAAGACGAAAGAUCGGAAUACAUGGACUAUGAGUCGGACUCUGGAUCUGAUAGCGGUUACCAUAAUAGACGCUAUAACCAUUACUAAAAGACCUAAAUUGACAUGAAUUAUCAUGCGCAAAUAAAUGUAUUUUAUGACA